CAUCUGUUUAUCUGUCUGCACAUUCAACAUGCUGAAAAGAGAGCUGAGCAUUCUCACAUUGUUGGUGCUACUAUGCCUUCAUGACGUCAAAGCAGAAAACCUCAUCACCUGUGGAGGACUAACUGCCAGUCUCACCUGUGCACAGGGAACCAUUAAGGUGCUUUCUGCCAAUUAUGGUCGUACAAGCAGAACAACCUGCUCUGCCAGAAAACCACCUAGACAAAUCGCUAAUGUUCGGUGCACUCAGAGCACAUCCCUAAGUGUGCUGUCCACACUGUGUGAUGGAAAGCAGAAUUGUUCCAUUGUUGUGGGGAAUGCAGCUUUCACUGAACCUUGUCCUGGAACUUACAAAUACCUGAAUGUGUCCUACGAGUGCAUCUUACCAACGACACCCCCACCCCCACCCCCACCAUCAAGUACAAAUAAUUCAGUCACAUGUGAAUCAGACACUGCCAGUCUCAGCUGUGCAAAGGGAAGCAUUAAGGUGCUUUCUGCCAAUUAUGGGCGAAUGAACCAAAUAACCUGCUCUACUGGAAAACCAGCUAACCAGCUCUCAAAUGAUCGGUGCACUCAGAACACUUCCCAAAGUGUGGUGUUCAGUCGAUGUGAUGGAAAACAGGACUGUUCCAUUCCUGCAACUAACAACGUUUUCAUUGAUCCAUGUGUUGGGACUUACAAAUAUCUCAAUGUGUCCUACGUCUGUGCCGAAGGAAAAACUGUUAUAAUCUGUCAAGAUAGAAGCAGUACCAUUAGCUGUGAGGGACGUCGCAAACUAAACAUUCACUUUGCUAACUAUGGGAGGAGAGAUAAGGUGACCUGCCCUAACGGGAAUAAUGAAGCCAUUUGCAUCUCCUCUGAGACCAGCAAACUGCAAACCAAGUGUAAUGGAAAGAGAAGUUGUCAACUACGUGCUUCAAAUUCUAAUUUCAAAAAUCGGUGCCCUGACAUCCAUAAAUAUUUGGAGGUGUCUUACAGUUGUGAAUAACCAAGAUAAACCCAGAAAUGUAAACAUCUGCACAUCUUCUGUAACCUUUAAUGGAGCAGGAAAGAAAUCUUCUGUUUAAUUUUUUCAUCUGAUUUUCUUCAUGAUAUUCAUAGACUCUUGCAACUGAAUAAAAUAUAUGCCCGUUUUCACAGACAAGGCUAACCUAGUCCCAGACUAAAAUAAAUAGUUGAUAAAUAUGUAAGUGUUGUAUCAAGAUGUAUACCAGUAACGUUUUUAUACAGUAAGAUUUAAAUAUCCUAAUUUAACA
This is a messenger RNA of Triplophysa dalaica, 1253 nucleotides long. RefSeq names its product L-rhamnose-binding lectin CSL2-like. Lineage: Eukaryota; Metazoa; Chordata; Actinopteri; Cypriniformes; Nemacheilidae. Gene Ontology annotation, molecular function: carbohydrate binding. The transcript has 12 exons. The record is from RefSeq and is a predicted model, not a curated record. The coding region runs from base 29 to 985 and encodes 318 amino acids.